AUGCCCUCCUACAGUACAUUUGUGCCAAUACCGUACAUUGACGUUGGGGCGUGCGUCGGUACGAUAUCAACGUCAUUGCAACUCUGCGGGCCUCACGAAACCAAAUCGAGCAAAUUGAUGGCUUCAUUCCGCUCGGGACGAGGGGGCAAGAAUAGGUCGAAGCCGCGCGGAGCCGGUGCCGGUGGAGGCAACGUUGACUUUCGCUGGAACAAAAACAGAAACAAACGCAGCCGCUACGAUGCAAAUUUGCAUGAAACUGGUGAUUCCAUCCCCGACGACAAUCUGGGCAAUGCGACAGGCGUAGCUGCGACCGGCCGGAAAAAGGAGAAAAAAGAAUCCAUCAAAGAACGCCAGCGAAACGCAAAGCGACGACGUCGCGAGAUGCACGAGCGCGACAGACAAGAGUCCGAUGAGAUGAUCCGCUCAUCUCCGGCUCAGUUUUUGUGGAAAAGAUAUCUCGAAUGGGCGAGGGAUAAGCUCACUUCCGUCGAGAAGAAGGUCGAUAGGUGGACGCAGGAACAUGUCGUGUCGGUGGAGAGCAGGGAUGAUGCAACACUCAUUCAACUCGUUAAAGAAGUUGUCGGUCAUGAUUACAUCGCUCAGGGUGAGUGGAAGAAAAAGCAGAACGCUCUUCCUGGCGUGGCUUGCAUCGCUUUGGCAUUGAGCGCGCUGCGGGCGGUAUACCUUGCGAAAGGGGUGUACGAUGGUAAGCCUGUUGGUAAGCUGUUUAGUAAGCAUAUCAAGAUUGAGGUGCAACAAGAGUGGCUCAGGAAAUGCUGUAAGGAUGGGCUGGCGCCCAGCGCGGCUGGCACGGCAAAGCGCGUGCAGCGAUUGAUUGAGGAGGGGGCUAUGACGCUCAAGCAUACCUCUGUACUUGUUAUUGACUUCCAUCGCGAUGAUAAGGAUAGGAAUAUCCUCGACUUUCCUACGCUCAAGGAGGAGUUGUUCGACUUUUUGCACAACCAUGCAAGGACCCUCAUCGCGGAAGGCAAAAUGAAGAUCGUCUUGUACGCCCCGAGACAGGUCGAGAAUGCUGAUGAUGCUGAGGAUGCUUCUGGCAAGGAUGAGGAACAAGAACAAAGCGAAUGAUUCGAUAUGCGCGGGUAUAACAGAAACGAGAAGAGGCUCAUGUAAUACAUAUGACAUUAGAAAAUCAUCAUUGACCGACGUUGCAACUUGUAAAUAGGAUUGUUCUCACA
Molecule: messenger RNA, 1199 nt
Organism: Chondrus crispus (carragheen)
Lineage: Eukaryota; Rhodophyta; Florideophyceae; Gigartinales; Gigartinaceae
Exons: 2
Coding region: 1-1089 (362 amino acids)
Cellular component (GO): 90S preribosome; nucleus
Source: RefSeq, a predicted model, not a curated record